Messenger RNA from Hippocampus zosterae (dwarf seahorse), 1328 nucleotides. RefSeq names its product polycomb group ring finger 5b (gene pcgf5b). Lineage: Eukaryota; Metazoa; Chordata; Actinopteri; Syngnathiformes; Syngnathidae. Gene Ontology annotation, biological process: regulation of transcription by RNA polymerase II. The coding region runs from base 411 to 1109 and encodes 232 amino acids. The record is from RefSeq and is a predicted model, not a curated record. Gene Ontology annotation, cellular component: PRC1 complex. The transcript has 9 exons.
GCGGCUCUCGACCCGACAUUUGCCGAGCCGAGUGGAGCCGAUUGGAGCCUCCAAGUUCCGUCUUGUGUGUCCCAGUCAGAGCGCGACGACAACGGCGGGAGGGACGCGAGCGAGCAUCCGGUUUGAGGCAGGAAGCGGCGAGAAAACGAGCUUGACAAUCGGAGAGCGGUUUGUGUGAUGAAGAAGGGGCGACCUUCAUGGAGUGACCAUGCGACUUGCGAACAUUCAGGGGAGGAAAACGAGACCAGUCGUCGGACGCUUUUGUCAGAGUUUCUGCCGGCAAUUUCCCGAGGCUGCACGAGGACGGUUAAUGCAGUCGUGACUCGCUAACAUGGAGCAGGACUUCACCCAGUCGACCUCUGACCUUCACUAACAUCGAUCCGAGGCUGUGCCAGAAAACCCUUUCCAACAUGGCCGCCGGCGGAAGGACUCAUCGAGUGCGAGACUUCAACCAUUUCAUCACUUGCUACCUUUGCGGAGGUUAUCUCAUCAAGCCCACCACCGUCACCGAAUGCCUGCAUACCUUUUGUAAGAGUUGCAUCGUGCAGCACUUUGAGGAGAGCAACGACUGUCCCAAAUGUGGCAUCCAGGUCCACGAGACAAACCCCCUGGAGAUGCUCAGGUUGGACAACACUCUGGAGGAGAUCAUCUACAAAUUGGUUCCGGGUCUCCGAGAGCAGGAGGAGGAGCGAGAGCUGGAGUUCUGGAGGAAAAACCAGCGCAGUGAGAAGCUCCCAGUUGAUGCAUUGGGGGCGGGGCUUCCUGACACCAUCGGUGCCGGUGAUGACGACUACCACAGGAGUGACCCUCAGAUCGCCAUCUGUCUGGACUGUUUGCGCAACACGGGCCAGGCUAGCGAGACCAGCGUCACGGAUCUGAUGAAGAAAUUCAUUCGCUGUUCCAGUCGUGUGACGGUGGGAACCAUCAAGAAGUUUCUCAGCCUCAAACUCAAACUGCCCAGCUCCUACGAGCUGGACGUGUUGUGCAACGGCGAGAUCAUGGGCCGAGAUCACACCUUGGAGUUCAUCUACAUGACACGGUGGAGGCUGCAGGCCGACAACACGUAUCCCAUGGUCCUGGAGUACCGACCGCGCAUUGACUUUGGAUGACGUGCGCACGCACGCACGCAAGCAUGCACGCACACACACACACACACACACACAUGCACACUUGCAGGGUGUAAUGAAGCUAUUUUUGUAGCGCGUAAACAUGUGGAAGAAUUUUUAUGCUUGAUAGAAAUAAUAUUAAGAGGAAUAAUAUAUGAAGACGUGUGUACGUACAUGUAUGUGCCUCAAACUUCACUUUACAUAUUAAAUGUUUUUACAGUG